AUGGCGACAGAAAAUAACUUAACAACCCUGAUCAAAAGGAUUAUGGCUAAUAAUAGCCUUAAUACUGGACUUCGACGUCCAAACUACACUUCCCCUGUAGCAGACUAUAUUUUGCAAACUGAAUUACCUAGAGGUACCAAAGUGCCCAAGUUUACGAAAUUUUCAAGGGAUACUAGUGAAUCAACCGUGGAACACAUAGCCCGAUAUUUAACAGAGGCAGAUACUUGGGCUCAUCUUGAGAGAAUGUUCCAUGAACUGUUUUACAUGGGACAAACCAAGAUCAGUUUGAAAGAACUGGCUAGCAUUAAUAGGAAAUUCAUAGAGCCUAUAGAUGACUAUUUGAAUAGGUUCCGUUUAUUAAAAUCAAGAUGUUUCACAGUUGUUCCAGAACAUGAAUUGGUUGAAAUGGCUGCAGGCGCUGAAAAGGCCGGGGAAAAUAAGAAUUACAAGAAAGAGAGAGUAGCCUAUGUUGAGGCUGAAGAUGUCGAAGUCGAAACCUUUGAUGAUUCAUACGGCUUUGAUGAAGUUGAAAUUGAUUUGGAUGAAUUAAAAGAGGAACCUCCAUAUUCUUGUAAAUUGCUCACCCCUUCUAAUGGGAAAAACCUUGUCGAAACUGACAGAAAUGACAAAUUCCCAAAGAAAACAUACACUUUCGACGUCACCAAGUGUGACGAAAUUUUUGAUUUAUUAGUAAAAGAUGACCAGAUGAUAGAUGGUCGUUUGAAGUUCGCUGACAAAGGAAAAAACAACAUGAAGGUUGAUGCUGACCCCCUCAAUGUUGCUGACACCAACUAUGCUGAACCUGUCGACAUUAACAUGGUGGAUGUGUCUAAGGUUGAUAUCACGGAGUGGGAGAUGGUUUCGGCAGGAAGUAUCGAGAGCCUAAAUGACAACAUGAUCUUAAAUACUGAAAUUGAAGGUUCGUUCAAGUCAAGGACCACUGAAGACCUCAGGUUGAAGCUCCAAAAUAUAAGGAUUCCUGAAGUUCCCCCAGCGGGAGUCAACAUGGUGAAUAUUGGGCAACCUUUAUCUGAGAUUGAAGAACCGGAAAAAUGUUUGGUAAAGGAGAAGGAAAAAGGAAACUAUGGAAAUCCAAGGACAAAUGAAAGUUUGAAGGAGUAUCUCUGGAGGUGCCAUGAGAAGAAUGUUGGGCGAAUGUUGAUGUGUCCAAGAUGCUCAAUCAUGCUGAGUUGA
Messenger RNA from Vicia villosa (hairy vetch), 1194 nucleotides. RefSeq lists its product as uncharacterized. The coding region runs from base 1 to 1194 and encodes 397 amino acids. Lineage: Eukaryota; Viridiplantae; Streptophyta; Magnoliopsida; Fabales; Fabaceae. The record is from RefSeq and is a predicted model, not a curated record. The transcript has 4 exons.